This is a messenger RNA of Letharia lupina, 465 nucleotides long. RefSeq lists its product as uncharacterized. The record is from RefSeq and is a predicted model, not a curated record. Lineage: Eukaryota; Fungi; Ascomycota; Lecanoromycetes; Lecanorales; Parmeliaceae. The transcript has 2 exons. The coding region runs from base 1 to 465 and encodes 154 amino acids.
AUGUCUACCUCAAAGGUUUUCCUCUCUGGAUCCAGCGAGGCGCUCAAUGUCCAUCCAGUACUAUCACCCGCGUCCAAGAAAGACCUCGAAGACGCACUAGAUGAGACCAUGUCUGCCGAAGAUGCGCAGAAGAAAGCCUGGGUUGAGGACAAUCGGAGAGAUCUCUUCAACGCUUUCGCAACAGGUAGAAAAGUGGACCUUUCUUCGCAUAAGAACAUCGAGGUCUUCAGUGCAGUAGAGGGUACCGAUGAAGAUCUGCCAAUGAGGAAGUCCAUGCGCGGGACACAGACGGUCCAGAAGGUCAUGCUCUAUGUUGAGGGAACCGAAUGGACUCGCAGCUCUCGAGUCUUGGAUAAUCUUGCCGCCAUGAUCCAGGCGGAGGAUGCCGGAUUUCCAGACGACGAGGACUGGGCCGUUGUGGAGAAGCCGGUCGGGGGCCUUGGAUUCAAGCAUUGCAAAUCCUGA